Schizosaccharomyces cryophilus OY26 is the source of this 967-nucleotide messenger RNA. RefSeq names its product DUF1674 family protein. The record is from RefSeq and is a predicted model, not a curated record. The transcript has 2 exons. The coding region runs from base 295 to 609 and encodes 104 amino acids. Gene Ontology annotation, cellular component: mitochondrion. Gene Ontology annotation, biological process: mitochondrial respiratory chain complex II assembly. Lineage: Eukaryota; Fungi; Ascomycota; Schizosaccharomycetes; Schizosaccharomycetales; Schizosaccharomycetaceae.
AUUUUGGCUUAUUAAUGUGCAGUUGAAUUGUCUAUUUUUAGCGUCCGGUAUAUAAUGUCUAAUUUCGUGUGACAUAGAAGGCAGGCCGAAUAACUUGCCAUCAACGAUUAUCAAAUUCCACACUUAGCGUUGAUAAAGUCGUUUUUAUGAAGUAAGAGCUUUUAAUUUCAUAUAAAACAACAUCUUUCUGGAUUCGUAUACCCUUUAAAGCUGAUUUGACUAGACCAAGAUAUUUUUUUCAAGGAAGUCUUAAAAGAAGUUUCGAACCGACAUUUGAUAAAAAAAAAAGGAAAUAUGUAUUCAAUGAGACUUUCAGCAACUUGGAAAUCUGUUCCCAAAAUCGCGAGUGCCAGUUCGAAGAGAUAUUUGCAAGGACCACCGGGUGGAUUCAAGAGACCAUCACCGCCUCCGCUCAGCAAAGAAGAACAAGAAGAAUGGAAUCAUUUACAAAAGGAAUCUAGUCAGCGACCCGUUGAUGUAGCUCAACGCACGAAGCUUAAAGAUUUUGAAGGGGACGUGAAUCCUGAGACAGGAGAAGUUGGAGGACCGAAGAAAGAGCCGACGAUUCAUGGCGAUUAUUCGUAUGGAGGAAGAGUUACGGACUUCUAAUGAAGUGUUUAUGAAGCGGCAUUUUCAAAGCCAUUAUGAAUUGCGCUUAUGUAUAAAAAUAAUAAUGAACCUAAGUUUGAAAGCUGGAAGGAGAGUUAUGGUGAUAAAAAAAGACAGUAAAAUGGAUAAAGCAGUAUAUUAUCAGGAAACAGGUUUGACCUUUUUUAUUACAAGAGGGAAAGAAAUUGUAAAAUAAUAGAUAGAACAUAGACACUCGUACACUUUGCCAAAGUAAAAGGAGGGACGUUUGGUCACUAAUAGUACUCAAAUGCUAUUCAACGUCGCCUUUUUUUCUGACAUGACAAACAGUUUAUUAUGAGGUAUAGCGAAAUAUUAACAGAAACUAUGCUAAUCCGCC